Messenger RNA from Drosophila gunungcola (fruit fly), 5678 nucleotides. RefSeq names its product rap guanine nucleotide exchange factor 2 (gene PDZ-GEF). NCBI's taxonomy places the organism in Eukaryota, Metazoa, Arthropoda, Insecta, Diptera, Drosophilidae. The record is from RefSeq and is a predicted model, not a curated record. Gene Ontology annotation, molecular function: protein binding; guanyl-nucleotide exchange factor activity. The transcript is spliced from 8 exons. Gene Ontology annotation, biological process: positive regulation of GTPase activity; Ras protein signal transduction. Gene Ontology annotation, cellular component: plasma membrane; apical plasma membrane. Bases 294 to 4946 code for a protein of 1550 amino acids.
CAUCGAUGUUUCCCCACCUCUAAUUUAUCACAAAAAGACGCGUCGGACUUUUAGUUUUCAGCGACUUUAUUUUUUUAAAUUAGACAAGCGUCCUCAAAUCAAAAUAGCAAUACUUCAAAUGCAAUUACAAAAAAGAGCACUCAGCCGCAGAGCUGAAAGCGGAAAAUAACGGAAAAGUGGCCGAGCACAAUCGAAUUUUCCUCGUCAAAAUGUGCGUUUAAAAGUACAUAACAUAAAUCUGACGGGGUGAGGCUGGCAGUAGUAGGCAAAAUUCACAGCAAAAGCUUCGCCUCAUGGAUCCGUAUCACCAUAUCAAACAUCAUUAUCCACCCACAAGCAUAGCCAGCACAGGAGCGGCGGUGGGCAGCUUUCCGGCAAUCAACCGACCAGAAUUGCACCAAAAAUGCAACCGGGGAUCGCACUCCAGUGACACCAGUUCGGCAUACAGCGGUAGCGAUACAAUGGCCUCAAACUAUGCCUCUUCAAUGGAGGCCGAGGAGAUUGACCUAUCAGGCUUGGUGGAGUCCGUCGUAGACUCUGACGAGGAGGAUCUGGCAGAGAGCAUGGAUAGUCUAACUGUUCGAGAUGCAGUGCGGGACUGCCUGGAGAAGGAUCCGGCGGAGCGUAGCGAAGAGGACGUGGAAGUGCUGCUUGAGUUCACGCAGGGCUUAAAAGCUUUCACUAACAUCACACUGGCAGUACGACGAGCACUCUGUUCAGUGAUGGUGUUCGCCGUGGUGGACAAGGCCGGAACCGUAGUUAUGUCAGAUGGUGAAGAACUGGACUCAUGGUCGGUGCUCAUAAACGGGGCCGUGGAGAUCGAACAUGCGAACGGCAGCCGGGAAGAGCUGCAGAUGGGAGACUGUUUCGGUAUCCUUCCAACUAUGGACAAGCUUUACCACCGAGGUGUGAUGCGGACCAAGUGCGAUGACUGCCAAUUUGUGUGUAUCACGCAAACGGACUACUACCGUAUUCAGCAUCAAGGCGAGGAAAAUACACGGCGGCAUGAGGACGAGAAUGGGGCCGUGGUCAUGGUCACGGAGCUAAGAUCCAUUGGAGGCGGUAGCACCGAUUGUCCUGGCGGUGGCGGAUCGUCAACGAAUGCUUUGGCUUCGUUAAACAUGAAACGCGGCCACGUCGUUAUCCGCGGCACUCCGGAGCGGCUGCUUCAACAGCUGGUCGAAGAAAACUCAAUGACAGACCCAACCUAUGUGGAGGACUUUUUGCUUACACAUCGCAUCUUUAUUCAUAACCCGAAAGAGGUGACCAGCAAGUUGCUGCAUUGGUUCGAUCUAGAGCAAAUGGACGCCCACAAGACUCAAGAACUGCGAGAUCGCGUUACGCGCGUGGUGCUCCUCUGGGUUAACAAUCACUUCACGGAUUUUGAAGCAGACCAUGAGAUGAUGGAGUUCCUAGAAGUCUUUGAGGCACUGCUUGAGAAAAAAAAAUUGUUAAGCCAACUGCGUCUUUUGCACAUUGCGUGUGCCGCCAAAGCCCGAAUGCGCAGCUCCACCCUCACUCGAUCUUCGCGUGACGAGCCGCUUAAAUUCAGCAUCGUAGGUGGCUAUGAGCUUAGAGGAGUAGCCGUAGCCACCGGAAACGCAGCCGUGGGCAUUUAUAUUUCGCACGUUGAACCGGAUUCAAAGGCACAGGAGGUGGGACUCAAGCGAGGUGACCAGAUUCACGAAGUAAAUGGACAGUCACUAGACCAUGUGACUAGCAAGCGAGCCAUCGAGAUCCUUACGGGCACCACCCAUUUGAGCAUCAGCGUAAAAAGCAACCUCCUUGGUUUCAAGGAGAUUUUGCAGGCCCUUGAGCAUGGCGGUGGAUCCGCUGGAUCCGGAAGUAUCUCUGCAGGCAACGUCACUUUUAAAUGCCUAAGAAGUCCACGCCGCAUUUGCGCUAAUGACAUUGCUAAGUUGCACGGUCGCUCUGAUAGCACUACCGAUGAAUUGUCCACCGUCAACGCCUCGAAUCGGGCGCAUAUGGUGCGCCUAAGUUCUGUAGAUAUGCUACUCGACCAGCCGGAUUGCGCGCCCCCGCAAACACCGCCAGUGAGUGGAAGCGGUAACAUGGCCUCCAACUUUAUGCAGCAGCUCCUACAAAGCGUUAACAACAGCUCCGCUAAAAAGAGCUCAUGGUCCAACUCUAAUUCGGAUCAGCAAGACACAAAAGGAGGUUUUAUGACUUUGGCGCCCAAGCGGCGAUUGCAAAAGGCGCUGGCAAAGAUGAAUUUGCUCAAUAAACACCAUCACGGAAGCAGCCUUAACGAUUCAUCGGACACGCUGCUCAAUGAGCCCAAGUCAAAGCUCUCUACGGUCACCUCGUGUAGCAGCUCUACUCAGUCUUCAAUUAAUGGCUGUACAGUCAGUGGCAGUGGCCGUCUUUACCAGUCGCAAUCAAAUCCUGAUUUAACCAGUCUCAACUAUGAAGGAGGCAGUGAAGCGGGAGGAAGUGGUGACGGAAGGCUGCAGGCAAACUUUCUGGGCGCACACGUUCACCGGCCAUCAGCAGCCAGUACCCUAACGACAAACUCGAUGCAGUCACACCUGCCUGACUACCCGGACCACGUGUUAAAAGUGUAUAAGGCAGACCAAACGUACAAAUAUGUGCUUAUCUACAAGGAGACGACGGCUCACGAGGUGGUAAUGCUGACACUGCAGGAGUUUGGAAUCCACGAUCCUAGCUCAAAUUUCUCUCUUUGUGAAGUGAGUGUAGGCGAUGGAGGGAUGGUAAAGCAGCGUCGGCUUCCCGAUCAGCUGCAGAAUCUGGCAGAGCGAAUAAGCUUUGCGGCGCGCUACUACCUUAAGCUGAAUGAUAGUACCGAACCACUAGUUCCAGACGAACUAGCCUUGGAGUUAGUACGCGAGUCAAGUGUGCACUUCCUGCAGCUGAAUGCAUACGAGCUGGCCAUUCAACUCACCCUUCAGGACUUUGCCAACUUUCGCCAGAUUGAGUCUACCGAAUAUGUGGACGAAUUGUUUGAAAUACGCUCUCGCUACGGGGUGCCCAUGCUCAGCAAAUUUGCUGAGCUCGUCAAUCGCGAAAUGUUUUGGGUGGUGGGUGAAAUUUGCGCCGAGCACAACAUCGUCCGUCGCAUGAAAAUAGUAAAACAGUUCAUAAAAAUUGCGCGCCACUGCAAAGAGUGUCGUAACUUCAAUUCCAUGUUUGCUAUCGUCUCCGGCCUGGGGCACGGAGCUGUGUCGCGACUGCGUUUAACGUGGGAAAAGCUGCCUUCCAAGUACCAGAGGUUAUUCAACGACCUUCAAGAUUUAAUGGACCCUUCGCGCAACAUGAGCAAGUAUCGGCAAUUAGUGUCCGCCGAACUGCUGGCUCAGCAUCCCAUCAUUCCGUUUUAUCCAAUUGUAAAAAAGGAUCUUACUUUUAUCCACUUGGGCAAUGAUACGAGAGUGGACGGCCUAAUCAACUUUGAGAAGCUUCGUAUGCUUGCCAAGGAGGUACGCCUACUGACUCAUAUGUGUAGUUCACCCUACGAUCUGCUGUCUAUCCUUGAACUCAAGGGACAGUCUCCCUCAAACGCCCUUUUCUCGCUUAAUCAAAUGUCUGCGUCACAGAGCAACGCAGCCGCCGGCACAGUAAUCGCGGCCAACGCUGGCCAGGCAACUAUUAAGCGGCGCAAGAAGUCAGCGGCGGCGCCCAACCCCAAAAAAAUGUUUGAGGAAGCGCAGAUGGUGCGUCGAGUAAAGGCGUACCUUAAUAGCCUUAAAAUACUCAGCGACGAGGAUCUUUUGCACAAAUUUUCGUUGGAGUGCGAACCGGCACAGGGAUCAACCUACUCGGGCAGUAUAUCGCACGGCAACACAUCGCACCGUAGCGGAGGUGGGGGCAGCAUCAGUGGCGGUGGCGGUGGAAGCUCUAGUGGAGGGGGUGCUGGCAGUUCCAGCCUCAAUGCCGGCGACCAACUGAGCAUCUACUCGCAUACCAGCUCUAGCUCGGCACCGAAUUCCUCUCUUUCGUGUCGCAAAAGGCACCCAAGUUCGCCCACCCUUUCGACUACCAGUUCAACUAGUUCCACCAGCGAUUAUCAGCGGCGACAUGUUCACAACAACGGGCCCAAGUUUGGCACAGCUUCGCCUCAGGCAGUCAAGAAGAUGCUAUCGCUGUCAGAGUCUUCCAAGAUCCGGCCACACCAGCCGUUCGUAACACGCCACGGAUCCGCUGUGCCUGGUGUAAUUCCGCCGUUACAUCACAUGCAUGCCGCACAUGGUUUCAGCACACCAUCGGCUGGUGGAGUAGCUACUUCGCCGGCGGCAGGUGUAGUACCCAAUGUUCAGUGCACGCCGAGUCCUAGUCCCUGCUCCCAUCGACGUCUGGCAUCGGGAGGCAACAUAAUGCCCACACGUGCCAUCCACGAACGAUCGCACUCGGAUACUCCAGCUCCGCCCCCGCCUUUACCAUCGGUUGAUCUCUCUCUUGAGAGCAGUAGUGUAACUACUUUUCGCGAUUUACCACUGCGCAAAUCCGUAACUUCCGGUUCCAUAUCGUCCUGUGACAGCGGCUACGUGCAUCAGCAGCAACACCACCAUUUGCACUACCGACAGCAACAGAGCAGCACGCAACACGAACUAUCGCCGCCGGUUUAUACGGCAGCCGACUGCCGGUUGCUGCAACAAAUAUCAAACAAUGCAGUGACUCGAAAUCUAAACAGUUUAUGUCAGAACACAAACACAUCGUCCAGCACACCAAUACCUCCACCAACACAGCCGACAGCAACCAUUCAGCUUUCUGCACCACCGACGGCAGCGGCAUACAUGCAAAUACGCAACCAACAAAAUCAGCAGCUUCAGCACCAACAGCAAUCCUUGGUCAUGCCACCCCCGCCUCCACCGCCGUACAAUGUGCCACCUCUGGCCAGUCUCUACAGUCACCAUCAAGGCAAUCCUGGUAGCAGGCCUUUGAACCACAUGCAUGGUAAGCGGAACUGAGCAGACUUCAUGCAACCAGACCCAGAUCAGGAUCCAGCAACUUACAAAUGCAAUGCGGGAACCGAGUCAGGUUUUUCUGAUAUUGGCGCUAACGGGAUUUUGGUGGGCCCGCCAAAUUUUAUGGAUAGCACCAAGUGUACCAUAUGCCCCAUGACAUCCAUAAAUCAGUAAAAAAAACCCAAUUGUGCUGUUUUUACUGCUGCAUGUUUAUUUAAUUAGUUUAUAUAGAGCUGCCAAAAUUUGUUAAUGGUUGCGACUUCACGUUUGGCAGCAUUUAAUCACGACAAACCCAAUAACUUUUUCGGAGCAGCCAAAACAACACUGGAAUCCAUUUGUUUUGAGUAUAUGAUUAGCUUUAGUGUUUUAAAAUUUAAUUUUAGUUAGUGGUAAACGAUUUAUAUUUUAAUUUAGCAAAAUUCUUUGUACACAUUUUCACCCUCAUCUUUCAUCGCCAGCGUAGAAGUUGCCUUUUCUCUUUAAAGAAAACGUCUGCAGGCAGACUCUCAAAGCAGACCCUAAUUAAAAUUUUAAGACUUUUCGUCGGUAUUUAAAAUUGUAAGAACAGAACAAAAAAUUGCAUGCCUAUCAUGACAAUCGAUAAAGAACCACAAAAUGAAAUCAACUUAAAGCUCUCGUUAAUUCCAUAAAUGUUGACUUCUUUGAACACUUAUGUACAAGUAAAUUUUACUUCUGUAUACGCUAUAUAUAUAUAACCUUCGCUCCAAUUCCAAA